AUGGGCGAUCGGGGCAUCGGCUGGAUCACCGUGGGCCACAGACGCCUGGUCUCCCACGGCCAAUCUCAAUCAUGGGACGAGCAGGAGAUGCUGGAGCGGGAAGCCAUCGCCGCAUGGGACAGUGACGAGCAGUGGCCAAGCGUUCAUAAGCCGACAUUCAACGGCGCCGAGGCCAAGCGAUUCGACUCCCGACUAACACCGCUCGACUACCUCGGCGGCGGCGCCUUUGGCCGUGUCGACAAAGUAUCCCAUGGCUCCGUCUGCCUCGCCCGCAAGCGCAUCAUGCGGCGCCGCGGCCUGACGAUUGACGAUCUGCGCCAGGAAGGGCUGACGAUGAGCAAGCUGGACCAUCGCCAUGUCGUCAAGCUUGUCGCUGCGUACAUGCCGCGGCCCCACGAGCUGUGUCUGCUCAUCUGGCCCGCCGCCGUCUGCGACCUCGACACUCUGCUCGACAAUCUGGAUGCGAUACGGACGGGCAAGGGCGAUCGCGAGGACAUCAUGGCGAGGCUCGAUGCGCUGGGCCUUAACGAUUUGAGCGCAAUUGAGCCUUCCACCGAAGACCAGAUCAUGGACUCGCCGGCAAAGUGCCCGUUUGAGUUCCUUCGCGGCGUGGUUGGCUGUGUGGCUCGCGCAAUGGCGUAUUGCCACCGCAACGGCGUUCGGCAUCUGGACAUUAAGCCGUCGAACAUCCUGCUAAAGGCCGACCGAGUGUAUUUGGCCGACUUUGGCAUAUCCAAGGACGUCAGUGGACAGGAUCAGACCACCAUCGACGGCAACCCUGGCACAGAAAAGUGGCGAGCGCCCGAGCUCUACAGCGAGAAUGGCGCCAGCAUGCAGCUCUCCGACAUAUACUCCCUAGGAUUGGUCUACCUCAACAUCGCAACAGUUUUAUACAAUGUGAGGCUCUCCGAGUUUGACGACGCCCUCAACUACGAUAUCGACCUCUCCCGCGGCGAGAAGCUCGCAACCCGAGAAGCGAAGCUCAAGCGCCUUCUCGAGACACUCACUUCCCACGCCUUGGUAACGCCUCAGUUCAUGUUCACAUACGAAGGCCAAGAAACAGUAAGACCGCGGCCGCUCGUGAGCCUCAUUGCAAAAAUGAUUACUCCCUCGCCCCGUGCUCGACUACCAGCCGACAAAGUCGACGAAAAGCUGUCCAUGAUAGGAGGUAUCCAGCAAAUAUAUCACGGCGGCUGUUGUAAACGGCCCUUGCCAUGGGUUGAAGGCAGGUGGGAUAAGAAAUUUGUCAGCCUGUUGAGUCUCAAGGCAGAGAAUGACGACUUGAAGAAGAAGAUUGCGGAACUACAUGGAAGAGACGAGACGUAUGAGAAACGACUAGAGAAUGCACGGAAAGCGCACGAACAUGAUGUUACAAAGCUUCAGGCGUUACUAAAGGCUGCUGAGGAAAAGUGUCGCGCGCUGGAGCAAGCUCAAGGAGGACGCAGGAAACACCAUGAGCGCGAGCAUCAUCAACAUCAGCACCGCCAGAGCGGCCUAGGAAUAAAACAGCAGCGUUCGUCUCGAUCACCAACUCCAAUCGGUGCAGGCCGCGGCCAGUCCAAAACUCGUUCGCCACCGUCAUCCAUCCCACAGCGACCGCCACUUAGGCCCUUGUACCAGUCAUCCUCAUCACCUCGGAACUCAUCAGUCAAUUUCCAAAUGCCCACACCACCAUCCCGUUCGUCAGAAUCACUAUCACGCUUCAGUAACAGCUCGACGGUCAAGGCUUCUCAGCAGCCAUCUCCCGGUCUAGCAAACAGAACUUCAAGCACCACGAGUCUAUCAGGAUACACGCUACGAUCUCGCGGCUCAGGCUCCAAAUUGCCCCUUCCCGUGACUCCUAGCAGCAGAUCCGGCACUCCCAACCUCAACCAAGAACAAAGCAUGACGGACAGCAGCAUGGCAUCGUCCAUUUUUUCCAGGAAAAGCAUAGAGACUGUGCCCACGCCAGCUCAAAACAGUCCAAUCGUGAGUAGAGUAUCGACAGCCGGCGAUGGACCAGUUAUCGACUGGGGCGCUCUCCCUACUGGAAGGGACCGAGAUCGAAGAAGACCUUCUACACCUCCGCCACCUCCGAGUCCAGGCUUGUCGAUUUCUCCCUCGACUAUAUCAUCACCCAUGACGCAAAGGUCUUUUGCUGACUAUGACGACGAUGAUGAUGAUGAUGGCGACGGCGGCGUCGAUCCGAAUGCCACUACGAAGCCACAGAGAAGGAUCCCCUCGCUGCAGCCGAUGAAGAGCUGGGCCGAGGUGGCGAAGAAGGAGCUAAAGCAGCUAAAUCGAAGAAAGCAGUGA
Trichoderma gamsii is the source of this 2295-nucleotide messenger RNA. Its product is annotated as serine/threonine protein kinase. Lineage: Eukaryota; Fungi; Ascomycota; Sordariomycetes; Hypocreales; Hypocreaceae. The transcript is spliced from 2 exons. The record is from RefSeq and is a predicted model, not a curated record. The coding region runs from base 1 to 2295 and encodes 764 amino acids. Gene Ontology annotation, molecular function: protein kinase activity; ATP binding. Gene Ontology annotation, biological process: protein phosphorylation.